Colletes gigas is the source of this 895-nucleotide messenger RNA. Its product is annotated as N-acetyltransferase family 8 member 3-like. Gene Ontology annotation, molecular function: N-acetyltransferase activity. The record is from RefSeq and is a predicted model, not a curated record. NCBI's taxonomy places the organism in Eukaryota, Metazoa, Arthropoda, Insecta, Hymenoptera, Colletidae. The coding region runs from base 86 to 895 and encodes 269 amino acids. The transcript has 2 exons.
AAUAUGUUAGUUUACACGUAACGAGCAUUUGAUUUGUUAAUUGUCUGGAAAAGUUGUAAUAUCGUGUAGACAAAUAUUUUAAAAGAUGAAUCACAUUAUAGUAAUACGAAGUUAUAGGCCGGGCGAUGAAAUUAAUUGCAACGAGAUAGUAAAAGCCGGCGUAAUGUCAUCUUUAAAUUCAACGUUUAUUGGAAUUGCGCUCAAGGAAUUAACUUUCCAAUUGAUGAUAUUAUUUGCUGCUAUUAUGUUUAUCUUUUUUGGAUUGCCCUUGACAGUUUGCCUUUUAGUUAUUCCUAUUGUUAUUAUUUGUGUGUAUGUUGGAACUUACCUAGGUUUCACUAUGAAAGCUAUGGAAGUCAGUGAAGAAGUUUCUAAUAUACCAAGGAUUUUCAUGUCCAAUGCGUUUUCCUGUUUUUGGGUUGCUGAAGCAUUUGAACCUUAUCUAAUGACAGAAAGUCCCAAGAAUAUACACUAUACCAUAAUGACGGAGCAACAAUUCCGUGAUUCAAACAUUGAUAUUUCAUCUCAGGUUAAGAAGAUUGUAGGUACUAUUGCCUUGUGUAAAAGUCAUAGAUUAGAUAAAGGUGCAUGGAUCAAAAGACUGUAUAUACAUGAGCAAUAUACAAGAAAAGGCAUAGCAUCUUGCCUUAUUAAUGUUGCUGUGCUAUUUGCUAUUGAUCAGGGAUAUAGUUGUACUAACAUUGUUGCCUCAGAAUACACAGAAGGUGGACGAGAAUUAUGUCUCAAAAAAGGUUUUGAAUUACAACAAAUGUAUCAUAAACCUGUUUUGGGGUCAUUUAUAUCUAUAUUGAUGUAUGAGUUGUCAUAUCAAAUUAAGCCUGGUGAAGAUGAUUAUGUGCCUACCGUUGAUAGCAGAAUAAUGCUUAACAAGUGA